Messenger RNA from Rhizophagus irregularis DAOM 181602=DAOM 197198, 483 nucleotides. RefSeq lists its product as uncharacterized. NCBI's taxonomy places the organism in Eukaryota, Fungi, Glomeromycota, Glomeromycetes, Glomerales, Glomeraceae. The record is from RefSeq and is a predicted model, not a curated record.
AUGAAUAAUACAAUUCCUAUAUCAAUUUUAAAUAUAUCAAAUCAACUAUCUCCUACUCCAAUUAAUGAAAAUCUGGAUAUUAAUGAUCCAGAAAUCGUAGAGGAAGUUUUGAAGUAUAUUGGUAAAGCUGGAUAUCACAGAAUUACAGAUAUCUUACUUUUUAUACUUCCAGAUCUUAUAAAUCGACAUGUUAUUAAUCCUGAUAAUCCAAUUAUUAAUUUACGAAUAUCUGGUGAUGGGAGGAACGUAGGAUGUAAGGUUAAACAUGUGAUUAUUACAUGUGUAAUAUUAGAUAAUAUUGCGAACCUGCAUAAAUCUGAUUAUCAUUAUACAAUUAUUUUAUAUUCAGGAACUGAAAAUUACGAAUUACUACAAAGAAUGAUAGAACCAAUAUCUAACGAAUUAAAUGAUUUGGUAUUGAAUGGAUUAAGAGAUUCAAAUGGUACAAUAUGGACAAUCAAUCCAUAUUUUAGUAGUGAUUAG